Zea mays is the source of this 3483-nucleotide messenger RNA. RefSeq lists its product as uncharacterized. NCBI's taxonomy places the organism in Eukaryota, Viridiplantae, Streptophyta, Magnoliopsida, Poales, Poaceae. Gene Ontology annotation, molecular function: protein binding. The record is from RefSeq and is marked provisional. Gene Ontology annotation, biological process: negative regulation of ethylene-activated signaling pathway.
CUCUUCGUCUUCCUGCUCUCGCUGAGCCUGCAGGAUCUGAAUCCGAGCUCGCUCGCAUCCACUAUCUGCAGGCCCCACGCGCCCUGUUCCUUCCUCCCGCUAACAAUCGCCCUGUUCCCGGUUUGAUCCGUUGAAUUCUGCCCGGCGCGCGGGGGCUUGCGGGUGCGCACCGGAGGCUGCAUCUUUUCCCGGCCAAGAUUCGGUCCGGUGGGGCCGUUCUUGGCACGAUUUCACGGGCCGUUUGGCCUUCCCUCGCCGGAUUUGUUCCGGCUCCAGGCACCAAAUUCCAAUCUUUUCCUGCUGCUGCUGCCUCUGCGACACUUUAUUCUUCUCCCCCAAUUAGCGGCGGUUAGUGUGGAUUCUGAUUUGUAGGUUCAUUUCCUGGUUUCCUCCGUGAGCUUCUGCGGUUGGCGUGGUUACGCCAGUCCCUCGCGAUUUACAUCUGUGAUUCGUUUGAAAAUCUGGGAGUGUGGAGAUUUGGGAGGUCUUCUCGCUCCUGUGCUCUAUGAGGAGCAGCUUCCUGUCGGAGUCGCCGUGCGACGAGCAGCGCAUCCAUGGAUAUGGUUUCAACCCGCAGUCAUGGCUGCAGGUGGAGCGAGGGAAGCUGCCCAAGUCGUCCUACUCGCCUUCCUCCAUUGAGUCACUUAUCAAGAUUGCUGAGCCACAUGUAGUGCCAUUGUAUAAGCCUUUGGAUUAUGUUGAGGUGCUGUCAAGGAUCCACGAGGAGCUUGAACAAUGUAGGCCGAGCGAGCUGCCAGGCCUGUACUUGGUCCAGUCCCAGGUGUUUCGGGGCCUUGGAGAAGCAAAAUUGCGCCAGAGGAGCCUCCACUCUGCCUGGCGUUGUGCAAGCAGCGUCCAUGAGAAAGUCAUAUUUGGGGCAUGGUUGCGGUACGAGAAGCAGGGGGAGGAGAUCAUAUCUGACGUCCUUGCAUCAUGUCAGAAAUGCUGUCGAGAGUUUGGUUUACUUGAUGUUGCCUCUGAGAUGCCUGUGCGGAAUUUUGAGGUAAUUGGUUCAUGGGAGACAGGCUCCUCGUCUCAAGUUUCUUCCAUGGUAACCUUCCAAGUACAGGAUGGUAGGGUGACAUGUGAUAGGUGCAAGAUUGCGUCUUUGUCAAUACCAUUUUGCUCCAUGCUUAAUGGACCGUUCAAUGAGUCACAGCUUGAGCUUGUUGAUUUGUCAGAGAAUGGUAUUUCGUUGGAGGGCAUGAGAGCUGUUUCUGAGUUUAGUUCUACAUGUAGUUUAGGGGAUCUUCCUGUGGAAAUCUUAUUGGAGAUCCUGGUGUUUGCAAACACAUUUUGUUGUGACAGGCUAAAAGAUGCUUGUGAUAGGAAACUGGCUUCAUUUGUUUCAACAAGGCAGGAUGCUGUUGAGCUCAUGCCGUUGGCAUUUGAAGAAAAUGCGCCAGUUCUUGCUGCUUCUUGCUUGCAAAUUUUUUUACAGGAACUUCCCGAUUGUCUAGCUGAUGAUCUAGUAAUUAGCCUCUUCUUAGGUGCAACUGCACAACAACAACUUAUCAUGGUUGGACAUGCAUCCUUUUUGCUGUACUGCUUGCUUAGUGAAGUAGCAAUGAACAUUGAUCCGAGGACAGAAACAACUGUAUUAUUGUUAGAGAAGCUUGUGCAGCUAGCAGUUACCCCUACUCAGAAGCAAAUAGCUUUUCAUCAACUUGCAUGCAUUAGACUUUUGAGAAAGGAAUAUAGUGAAGCUGAACACCAAUUUGAGGUUGCCUUCUCUGCCGGUCAUGUGUAUUCAAUUGCUGGUAUUGCUAGAGUCGCUGGCAUUCAAGGCCAAAAGGCUUUGGCUUAUGAGAAGCUCAGUUCAGUGAUAACAUCAAAUUUGCCACUGGGGUGGAUGUAUCUGGAGAGGUCUUUGUAUUCUGAAGGUGAUAGAAAGCUGGCAGACCUUGACAAAGCAAGCGAGCUGGAUCCUACUCUCACUUACCCUUACAUGUAUCGAGCUGCAUCCUUGAUGAGAAAAAAAGAUGCUAAACAUGCCUUAGAGGAAAUUAACCGACUCUUGGGUUUCAAGUUAGCAUUGGAGUGCCUGGAGCUACGGAUCUGUCUAUACCUGGCUCUUGAAGACUAUAAGUCUGCUAUCUGUGAUAUCCAUGCGAUUCUUACUCUUUCACCUGAUUAUCGGAUGUUGGAAGGACGUGUAGCUGCUUCCAAAAUAGGCACUCUUCUUGGUGCACAUGUCGAGCAGUGGAAUACGGCUGAGUGUUGGCUACAACUUUAUGAGCGCUGGUCAUCAGUUGAUGAUAUUGGCUCCCUUUCAGUGAUCUAUCGGAUGCUUGAGUCAGAUGCAGCAAAAGGUGUCCUCUACUUUAGGCAAUCUUUGCUGCUCCUUAGGUUGAACUGUCCCGAGGCAGCGAUGCGCAGUUUGCAAUUGGCAAGGCAUCAUGCAGCAACUGAGCAUGAACGACUAGUAUAUGAGGGGUGGCUCUUAUAUGACACGGGGCACUAUGGGGAGGCCCUACAAAAAGCGGAAGAAUCUAUUUCCAUUCAAAGAUCAUUUGAAGCUUUCUUUCUGAAAGCCUAUGUUUUGGCUGAUUCAGGAGUUGAUCCUUCUUAUUCUGCGACAGUUAUCUCACUUCUUGAAGAUGCAUUGAAAUGCCCUUCAGACCGGCUUCGGAAGGGUCAGGCAUUGAAUAACCUUGGUGGUGUCUAUGUUGAUUGUGGAAAGUUAGAUUCAGCAGCUGAUUGCUAUACAAGUGCAUUGAAAAUUCGACACACUAGAGCCCAUCAAGGUCUUGCUCGUGUACAUUUUCUGAGGAACAACAGGGAAGCUGCAUAUGAAGAGAUGACAAAGUUGAUAGAAAAAGCUAAAAACAAUGCUUCGGCUUAUGAGAAACGCUCAGAAUAUUGUGAACGAGAACAAACUAUGACAGAUUUGCAAACAGUGACCCAAUUGGAUCCUUUGCGUGUUUAUCCAUACAGAUAUCGAGCAGCAGUGCUGAUGGAUAGCCACAAGGAGAAUGAUGCAAUAGCGGAGCUCAGCCGUGCGAUAUCCUUCAAAGCGGACCUGCAUUUGCUGCAUCUCCGUGCGGCUUUCCACGAGCACAUUGGAGAUGUACCCAGCGCUCUCCGUGAUUGUAGAGCCGCCCUCUCCUUGGACCCGAAUCACCAGGAGAUGUUGGAGCUUCAGAAACGUGUGAACAGCCAAGAGCCCUGACACAUUGUGGUGCUGUAUUGUGUAUUGUACACCACGACUCAUGCCACUUUGGUUUGCCUCGUGACAGACAGCCUUGACCUGAUUCAUUUUUUUUCGUUUUUCCGUUAAUUAAUUAAUCAAUCACUGUAAUACGAAGUUUUCAGGAAGAAAGUAACAGAGAGCAAGAGAGAGAACUAGUUAUAUGAAAGCAGGCAUUGAUAAAGCCUUUUUAACUCGAUGCCUGUGGCCUCUGUAGAAGUAUUGUGCUAAUCCCUGAACUGUAUCUUGAAAAAGUGAUUCGUGCAUAAUGUAUUUUUCAGUUCUGUUCUCUU